CAUGUAUCGUCGCAGUUACAUCUGCUGCAAAGUCUUUGUACGGAAGAAGCACUUUGCUCUCGCGUUUCACUCCUCAUGCACUCCUAGACCAGAGCCUUUCGACUGCGAUCCACGCUCUCGCUUCGUGCUCUGCUCUUUGUAGCAUGUGAGGCCCAUUCCCACCGAAACCGCUUCGGCCGCCAUGGCAACCUCCAUCAUCGAUAUUCAACGAAACGUUAUACUAGACACCAUUCGUGCCACGAGCGGCCGGGAAUGGAAGGUGCUCAUUCUGGACGACCAGAGCAGUCGACUGGUCUACAAUGUUACCAAAGAAGAUGAUAUCCUCAACGCCAACAUCACGAACAUCGAGCGGAUCGAAGACCGCAGGCAGACACUCUCAGACACUGACGCCAUAUACCUCCUCUCCCCUCUCCCACACAUCGUGGAAUGUCUGAAGGCAGACCUAAGUCGAAAGAGAUACCGCCGGGCACAUCUGAUCUGGACAUCGCAACUCCCGCGGCAUCUUGGAGAAGAGAUCUUCCGCUCUGAGACGAGGGCUCGGUCGAUCAUCGAGAACCGCACUCUCAACAUCGACUACUUCCCGCGAGAAGCGAACCUCAUCACAUUCCGAGAACCAUGGAGUUUCCACGUUCUCUACCACCCGGCCUGCGACGCGCUGGUUAAGAACCACCUAGACACAUUGACGCAAAAGCUCGUGUCGAUAUGCGUCUCUCUAGGCGAAUACCCGUUGAUCAGGUUCUACAAGCCGAGGGACAGCGAGCGACACCCUGCUGAUGUGCUAUGCUAUCAUCUUGCAAGUUUCGUGCAGGCUGCGCUCGACAACUAUGCCCGCGACGAACGGAACGACUUCCCCCCUCAGAUGCAGUCUACUCGUCCUCGGGCGGUCCUCUUGAUCACGGCCAGAUCUAUGGAUCUGAUGUCACCAUUCGUGCACGAGCUCACAUACCAGGCAAUGGCUAUGGACCUGCUGCCGAUCAGAGACGACGAGGACAAGAUCACGUAUAGAAACAUCAUCAGGCGCGGCCAGCCUGAUCAGGAAGAAAAGGACGUGGAGAUUACAGACAAGGAUAAUCUCUGGGUGGCGCAUCGUCACAUGCACAUGAAGGAUCUCCUGGUCGAACUCAGCGAUGCCUUUCGAAAGUUCCAAGCGAACAAUCCCCAAUUUGCAGACAACGACGGGCAGCCCGCGAGCAUCAACACCAUCAAAGACAUGUUGGCUGGUCUCCCCGAAUUUCAAGAAGGCAAAGAGGCCUUCUCACUACACAUUGACAUGGCAGAGAAAUGUGCAAAGAUUUUUGCAGACCACAAGCUGUUGGACGUGGUCUCGGUCGAGCAAUCUCUCUCUACCGGCGUGGAUGAAGAUCAAAAGAAGCCCAAGAAUCUGGCCGACCAACUUGUGAGGCUCUUGGAUGAUGACAGCAUUAUUCACGAAGACCGGGUACGCCUCUUAAUAUUGUAUAUACUGUACAGGCACGGCAUACUACGAGGAGACAUUGAGAAACUCCGCUGUCAUGGUCAAUUGUCACCUAUGGACGGCGAAAUAAUCUACAACCUCAUCACUCUGGGCGCGAGGAUCGAGAAGCAGCUCAAAGACACGACAGUGCCUCCAACAGCAUUGUUCCCACCUCGAAUGAAAGAAGCCAGCACCAACCCUGAAGAGAUCAGCCUAUCGCGAUUCGAGCCUGCGUUGCGCUAUAUGCUAGAAGAUCAAUGUCAGGGUACACUUGACCAAACCAUUUUCCCACCCGUCAAACCACACCUCAAUGACCCAAAUAGUCACGGCAUGGGAGCUCAAACGUCACUCCGUAAUGCGGGCAAACCUACCUGGGCACAGACACGCUCUCAAUCGAACAAACCUCGUCAACGCAUCAUUGUCUUCGUUGCAGGUGGAGCUACAUACGCGGAAGCGCGUGCCUGCUAUGAGGUCUCGCGUAUGGCCGGCAAAGAAGUCUUCCUGGCGACGACGCACAUGAUCACGCCCAAGAACUUUCUGAGACAAUUGAGUCUGCUUAGCUCUGGUCGGAAACAGCUUGACCUACCAGUUGAUCGUGCCCAGCCGAAGUUACCGGCAUGGAUGUCAGAGCCUCCCCCACAGGCUCAGCAGUCAAGGCCUCCCGGCGCCAGUGCGAAUGGUAGCAGCAUGAGAUCGACCACGGACGCAAUGGCCAGAAUGAAUGUUAGCGGUGGGCCCAGGCCGGACAUUGGCAUCAGGCCCGGCGUCGGGACAAGUCCAUCGAGACCACAGCAGCCUGGUCCCGCGCCCGCCCCCUACCAGAAUCCUUUGGCACCAAGCAGCGAUAGUGCAAGUCAUGGUAAGUUGAAGAAGGAGAAGAAACACCAUCUGGGAUUAUUCAAGAAGCAUUAGCGCCUGCUUCAGGGACAAUAAAGCUCUGUUGGGGUUUCGGGGCACUUCUUUGCCUUUGCGCCUUGCCUUUUGCUGACUGAAAUGACAUGACCUGAGUUUAGCGUGGCGUCGGCGUUGAAGUCGCAGUCUUAUGUGCAUUUGGCAAUGUCCAUAUUCGUAGCGUGUGAAUAGCAGGCAUGUUUUGGGCGUAGUAUGACUACUGAGGCGGACUUGGAUAGUCAAUUCAACUAUUCGGCCCGAGAUAGUUCUCGAGGUCAGGACCGUAGAAGGAC
This is a messenger RNA of Exophiala oligosperma, 2637 nucleotides long. RefSeq lists its product as uncharacterized. Lineage: Eukaryota; Fungi; Ascomycota; Eurotiomycetes; Chaetothyriales; Herpotrichiellaceae. Gene Ontology annotation, biological process: intracellular protein transport; vesicle-mediated transport. The record is from RefSeq and is a predicted model, not a curated record. The transcript has a single exon. Gene Ontology annotation, molecular function: syntaxin binding. The coding region runs from base 182 to 2365 and encodes 727 amino acids. Gene Ontology annotation, cellular component: plasma membrane; secretory granule.